Messenger RNA from Penicillium waksmanii, 780 nucleotides. RefSeq names its product spherulation-specific family 4 protein. The transcript is spliced from 2 exons. The record is from RefSeq and is a predicted model, not a curated record. The coding region runs from base 1 to 780 and encodes 259 amino acids. Lineage: Eukaryota; Fungi; Ascomycota; Eurotiomycetes; Eurotiales; Aspergillaceae.
AUGCUCGCACUUACUACUAUACUAAGUGCAUUCCUUGCAUUUGUUUCGCUCGUCUCGUCGACGAGCAUCCUGGUUCCUCUAUAUGUCUGGCCUGAGGAUGACUCUAGCUGGGCGCCCGUAUUCAAUGCCAUCUCUUCAUACCCGGACGUUCAAUUUCAAGUCAUUGUCAACCCCAACAGUGGUCCCGGCGAUACAGCCUACCCUGAUGAGAACAUCAUCGCGGGCGUCGCCAAAUUAAACAGCCACGACAAUGUCCAGGUCAUCGGAUAUGUCCACACAGAAUAUGCCGAGCGUGAUAUCUCAGAAAUCGAAAGCGAAGUCUCGACCUAUAGCAAAUGGGCUUCGUACAAGGCAAAGAACAUUACUGUCUCGGGAAUCUUCUUUGACGAGGCGCCCAGAACAAACGACGCUGAGAAGAUCUCCUAUAUGCAGACCCUAUCGACAAAAGCCAAAUCUAGCGAUCUCUCGACAGUUGUCUUCAAUCCCGGUGCCACAUUGGAAGCAGGCUCUGUGGAUGAAUAUUUCAAGGCGGCAGACUUGAUUGUCGAGUUCGAGAACUCAUACUCUACGUGGAAGACGUGCAUCCCGGCGGAACAGUUUUCAUCCAGCAAGCACUACGUCAAGGAUGCUAUCAUUCUGUACAGUGCACCUGAGACGGCGGAUUAUCGGGCUGUUGUCCAAGAAGCGCAGAGCAUGGGGCUCGGGGCUGCAUACUUGACCAGCACUGACAAUUAUAUGUCUGUUGAGACAGUGACAAAGGUUGCUGCUUCGUUUGACUAG